This is a messenger RNA of Cajanus cajan (pigeon pea), 686 nucleotides long. The record is from RefSeq and is a predicted model, not a curated record. NCBI's taxonomy places the organism in Eukaryota, Viridiplantae, Streptophyta, Magnoliopsida, Fabales, Fabaceae.
AUAUUCUAGUAUAUUAUAUAAAAUCAAAAUAUAUUAAAAUCAAAAUAAUAUAAAAAAAUUAACAUUAUAACUUAACACAAUUUAAAACACAUGUUAUAACAUUAACAUUUAUAAUGGCAGAGAAAGAAAAUAAUAUAUAUAAGAUUCUAAAUUUAAACAUUAACAUUUAUAGUGGUGUCACUAACCUAGUGCGAGAUUGGUGCAACAAAAACCCUUCUCUGUUCAAAACUGUUAUGUAAAUUUAUUUUGUUUUUUCAGUGAUUAAGGCACGGUGUAAAUUUUAUUGAACGAAGGUGUUGCUACAAUGAAUGCUUCGGAGAAAGAAGACACUGAGAUUGAUGCAACGAAAAUCCUAUCCAACAGUGAGAAUGCUAAGUUGAAGAAGAAGAAGAAGAAGAAAGUGGCAUUGAAUGAUGCAGAUAAGUGCGGUGUGUGCUAUUUGAGUCGAAUCCCCCCUCACAUGGACCAUGUCAAGCUUCGCCACAUUCUCUCUCAGUUCGGAGACAUUCAGAGAAUUUUUCUCGCUCUUCAAGAUCCUAAUGCCCAAGUGUGUGCUAAGCGGUCCCGUGGAUCCCGUGACCAAGCAUACUCAGAAUGAUGGGUUGAAUUUGGUAAUAAAAGUGUUGCUAAGAGGGUUGCCAAUAUGCUAAAUGGUGAACAAAUAGGUAUGUGUUUGAACCUUGUAU